UUUUUCAGUCCACACCAAAUAUAUUCGUAAUGCAAUUAAUCCACAAGUAUUACUUUUACAAUCAACGCAAGUUUUCUUUUCCACAUUUAUGACAAUUCAUUAUUUGUUGACAGAUAAUUACCGUUAUAAAUAAAAAUAUAUAACUACAGUGAUAUUAAUGUUGAUACAAUGUGAUAAUACAUGUUAUUAACAUUGCGCAAUAACAUUUCUCUUAUAAUAAUAACAAUAUUGUAUAGAUCGUGUCUAUAUUUAUACUGCUCACAGAAGUAAUAAGAACAGCUGAUUCCAAACCCAUAACUGCACACUAUCCGGGAAACAUUGCGAGCUACUUUCGUUUCACGCAACACGUACCAGUAUUUUCUAUGGCGUGCGAUUACAAUUUCGUUCAAGCUAAUGAAAGCAAUGUUGUGUAUAAUCUCGAACCUACCCAUUGUGAUACUCAAACACGACAUUCUCUUGCAGAAGAUCGGUCGCCGAUGGCCCAGUUCAGUCCGUGUGACCAGGCGUCCUCGAGGCUACUUUCAUUGCGAGCUACAUUGCGAGCUACUUUCGUUUCACGCAACACGUACCAGUAUUUUCUAUGGCGUGCGAUUACAAUUUCGUUCAAGCUAAUGAAAGCAAUGUUGUGUAUAAUCUCGAACCUACCCAUUGUGAUACUCUAACACGACAUUCUCUUGCAGAAGAUCGGUCGCCGAUGGCCCAGUUCAGUCCGUGUGACCAGGCGUCCUCGAGGCGCCAGCGCGCCGGACUGUACAGCUGCCCCAAGUGUUCUCGCACCUACAAGUACUCGGACAGCGUGGCGCGGCACCUCAAGUUCGAGUGCGGGAAGGAAGCCCAGUUCUACUGUGACCGGUGUCCGUUCAAGACCAAGCGGAAGAGCAACCUGAAGGCUCACACGACCAUCAAGCACUUCUUCAAUGACUUAGCGGAUCCUCUCUGCGUCACCACUUCGCACUCGUGACCUCCACGUGUCGGUCGCUUGUGAUCCGUUCAGGGUCGGUCGCCGGGAGACGAUCUACGGCUGCUGGAUGUUUCCCCUGUCCCGCCUGCGGCAAGGUGUACAAGUACCGAGACAGCCUGACGCGCCACCAACGUCUGGAGUGCGGCAAGUUGCCGCAGUACCCCUGUCCCUACUGUCCCUACAAGGCGAAGCAGAAGAACAACGUCAAACUACACAUCAGAUAUCAGCACAAAGACGUCAUCAUUUGAGAAUAAACCAUUUACAUUUGUAUUGUCACUGAAUCUUAUCUGCACCCUUGUCCAUCGCGCUUCAACAUAGACCAAGGGCUCUUGUGGUGGAACGAAACGCAAACUAUAAGUCAUAUGAUGUUAAAUCUUGGAUGCAGUGUUGUAAUAAAGACUAUUGUAGAUUACGUUAGGUUAGAUUAGUGGGUCCAAUGGAUCACUACCAUUGUCUCUGAAUCACGAUAGUGGCCGGUUAGGUAAAUGGUCGCACAUGUUAUAACCACAUUCAUCGUUAAAAACAUGGUAAUCACAUUAGCGUCAUUACAUGCCGUUGAUGGCGGUGAUGUAGGUUUAGUUGGAGGGUAGACAAACCUGAAGUUUUAGUCGUGGAGGUACAACCACACAACUGUUGUACUAAUCGGUAUUUGCCGUGGUGUUGUAGAAAUGUUUCACCGACUAAUCUUUAAUUCUUCUUGUAACCUUCUAUUGUUCACAUGAAGUGUAUAAUCAGACAUAUAACAGUUUUACUAGUCUCGUGUUACUGUUGCAGGAGUCUCCUCUGUCCAGGCGGCCCCAACAUUCAGGUGCGACGGGUGCUCCCGGUCCUACAACCAUCGCAAGUCCCUGAGUCGCCACCAGCGACUGGAAUGCGGCAAGGAGGCUCAGUUCUCCUGUCCCUUCUGUCCGUACCGAGCCAAGCAGCCCAACAAUGUUAAACUACACAUGUACAACCAGCAUUCCGACAAAGUGUUGCUGGAUCGUUUGGAUUAAAACAUUCGAUGUAUUUUAUACAACGCUAAUCUUUAUCGACUGCGCCAUUUAAAAAUUGUUCUAGUUCUUAUAUUUCAGGAUGACCAAAUACUCAAGUAUACAUUUUGCGAAUAAUUGGAUACAGACAUCACAUUCGUGCCUUAAGAUAUUAAGAUACACUAUUUAUGUUGUUAAUUCAGAUGUAAAAAGUCUUUUAUACGUCAUUCAUCGUUAGUUAAUGAGGAAUGUACUACGGUCAACUUAAUGAAAUAUACCGACUGAGCGGUUGAAUACACCGUUAAUUUGUGUUUAAAUCACCACAACCAUAUCAAACACCUCAGUUGUAGAGAGAUUAAAGACAAUUUUAACGACCUAAAUAAUAUGUAAGCGCUUCUGAAUAUCAAGUUUAGGACCUGUUUAUCAUUUAUAGUUUAUUAAAUUCAUUGUCAAUAAUUGACUUCUUAAAACAUGAUGUUGUUACGUUAUCUGGGGAUCUGACAGCACAAUAUUGAGGGAGAUAAUAUAACUAAACUUUCAAUUUCUAGAACGUUGUGUACAGGCGAUGUGAUGAGAAUAACUAGACCUCGUGAUUAUCGUAUAUUGAGACUUGUUAAUCACCAAAGACGUUUCACCACAGGACAGCUGCUGCCCAACAGUUUGACCUGGUACAAGUGUGGGGGAUGUACUCGCAGCUACCGUUACCGCAAGACUCUGAACCGUCACAUCCGUCUGGAGUGUGGCCAGUUAGGCCAGUUCCACUGUCCCUACUGUCCGUAUCGGGGGAAGCAGAAAGUCCAUCUGGUCAAUCAUCUGACCAGCAAGCACAGGCAUGUCCCUCAGACCAGCGCCAGCAGCUCGGUAAUCGCCAGCAACUGUAGAUCAUUUACAGGCCAAGUGAUGUUCCCCUGUGCCCUGUGCGGGCGCCAAUACAAGUACAAGGACUCGCUCCGCCGCCACCUGAGACUGGAGUGUGGCAAAGACCCGCAGUUCCAGUGCAGCGUCUGCGAUUAUCGAGCCAAACAGAAGUCCACUCUUGUCAGUCACAUGGCCACCAAACACUCCAAGGUCUCGUUUCCUGCAGACAUCGUCGCCAGACAGACCUGGAAGAUCUUGAGUGAUAGUUAUAGCAAGCAUGUAAAAUUAAUUUGUAAGUUUCGUAGUAUUUCGUAUACAAGGACAGGAAUGUGCGUGUGUCACUGUCACACUGUUCAAGCUAUUGUAUCCAACAUGUUUCUUAUUUCAGCCAUCGGCCAGUUGCUGGCUGCUCACAGUUCUUGGCUGCAGCUUCACAAGUGUCCGACUUGCAGCAGGACGUACAAGUACAAGGAGAAUCUGUACCGCCACCUGCGGCAAGAGUGCGGCAAGGAGCCGAUGUUCCCCUGCGCCCACUGUCCCUAUCGCGCCAAGCAGAAGAGUACUCUCACCAAUCACGUACGCAAAAUACACACGCGCCGAGAGGAACUUGCACACCAAUACACUUGAAAUUUAACUUGUAUUUUGGUAUUGUUCAAUUAUAUUUUCAUGUUUUAUUACAA
Messenger RNA from Homalodisca vitripennis (glassy-winged sharpshooter), 3470 nucleotides. Its product is annotated as zinc finger Y-chromosomal protein-like. Gene Ontology annotation, biological process: regulation of transcription by RNA polymerase II. The record is from RefSeq and is a predicted model, not a curated record. The transcript has 4 exons. Bases 2503 to 3417 code for a protein of 304 amino acids. Lineage: Eukaryota; Metazoa; Arthropoda; Insecta; Hemiptera; Cicadellidae. Gene Ontology annotation, molecular function: RNA polymerase II cis-regulatory region sequence-specific DNA binding; DNA-binding transcription factor activity.